Amphiprion ocellaris (clown anemonefish) is the source of this 3163-nucleotide messenger RNA. Its product is annotated as paraneoplastic antigen Ma2-like. The transcript is spliced from 3 exons. Lineage: Eukaryota; Metazoa; Chordata; Actinopteri; Pomacentridae. Bases 1391 to 3163 code for a protein of 590 amino acids. The record is from RefSeq and is a predicted model, not a curated record. Gene Ontology annotation, molecular function: nucleic acid binding; zinc ion binding.
UGAAAUGUGUCAAAAUUGAUUUAAAACAGUCUAAAAUCGGUUAAAAUACAAAGUCAAAACUGGUUUAAAAUACAUUCAGGGGAUGAAAUGUAUAAAAUUCAUGAAUAGAGUUUAAAAGGUUAUUUAUGUAUGUUUACUAUGUAUUCAGAAGAGUUGUGUUCCUUUAAAACCCCUAAUAUUCAUGGGAAACGUAAUGUUUGGUUGGUUUGAAGUCAGGACAUGUAGACUGCUGUGCACCCUAACCUGUUUUCAAGCUGAAAUGUCAAUCAUUGUGUUUCUGUAUUACCAUUGGUGUAUUAAAAAAUUAACAGCCAAUCCAAGCUUUUCCCUAUGCUAAGGGGCGGGACAAGUGGCGCUGAUACUGUGACGGUUCAGGAAACAUUCUCUCGCUGUCGUGCUAAGAACGUAGCGGAGGCAUCGUAUUGUGGAAAACAUUUUAAGUGAAAUAUCUGAAGGUCGACUAACCGUGGUCCCGAUAUUUACUUUUGGUGUGAUCUGCAUGAAGGAGACAGACGUGGACGGAGAGGACGUAGAGGACGGACGGUCGGAGCGUCGACAAGACCCUGCUGUUUCUUCUUUUCUUCUUUUCGCGGUUUUCCCCCCUGUGAUUCCUGCGGACGAGUGAUGAACUGCACAUCAUUUACCAGCUGGCCUUUGUGAUCGUUUUUGCCCCCAGUUCCCCCUGCUAACCACACAAACUGCUCAUUCGGAUUUUGUAAGUACUAAAACUAACAUUAAUGUGCACAAUUUUAUUUCAUGCUCUACUUUGAGUGAAGCGACCUCACAGUUUCGGGUCCCGCCGCACCCAAGCUCCGAACCAGGCCUGCAACGGGUUCCUUCAGUGUUCUGUAUGUUUGGGGAGUGGAUAUGUGUGUGUGGGCCCACAAUUAUAGGAAACAGUGUGUGAAUUUUGUUCUGACUUUAUAUGAAACUGAUUCAAGAGGAUUGGUUGAUUUAAAAGGACAUCAGUUGAUUUAAAAGUAUUAAAAGGUACAUUAAGCAAAAGGUGGUUAAAACUAUUUAAUUUGGAAGGUAUAUUGUUUGAUUUAAUUUUCUCAGAGAUUUCACUGAAUUACAUUUAUUUUAUUCUGUAUGAUUCUGUUUUUGUUUUUUUUUUUAAUAAAAUACCAGUGACAAAUUAUUGUAAAAAUUAAAUGUUGAGUUGCUGUGGUUCUUUAGUAGGUUAACUAUAUACAUAAACUGACACCGAACUCAGGCCCCAUCCCAUUGUACUAACUAUUCAAGACAUUAUUUUAUAGCUACGUGAGAUAGGGGUUACAUAAAUGGAGGCACCGCUGGGAUUAAUUGAUAAAAGUCAUAUGGUAAAAUAAAUAAAUAAAACUAAGAUCCACUGAACACAGCAACAUUUAAUUUUUACAAUAUACUUCUAAUGUGCUAUCAGAACUGUACAAGAAUAACAGUAAUGGAAACCCAAACGAGCAGUCCCUCACAACUGGAGCUAGUUAACUGGUGCAGAGGAGAGUUGGUAGACGUAAAACAUGCCCUCCUACUGUAUGGAGUGCCUGAAAGUGUUUCAAUAGCUGAGAUAGAAGAAACAGCAGAGUCUAUCAAAGUUUUAGGUAAAGUGGUGGUUAGAGGAAAAAUGUUUCACCCACAACAGCAGUCCCUCAUGGUGUUGUGCGAGUGCCGUGAAGUGAUAGACCCCACUAAAAUCCCCCCAGAAGUGAUGCCAAUAAGUGGUGGAAGUAUCUGGAAAGCAGUGUACUAUGUAGAGCCCCAGACUGAUAAGUUUGAAGAGAAACUACUCACCUUUCUGAGAAAUGAAGGAAAAACCUUAGAGGAUGUCCAGAGUGCCUGCAUUCUCCCAAGUGCAGGAGACAACAACUCAGAGGCUAUCAUUCGUGCAGUGGGUGAUAUAAUGAGCAAAACAAGCAGACCAACAGACAGCUAUGGCUACAGACGACUACGGACAUUCUCCGGGGUCAGUCCCACCCCUGUUGGAGAGGAGUCCCUAUACAUGUGGCUGGAGCAAGCAACACUCUUAGUAGAUGAAGGUGAGUGCUCCGACAAAGAGAAACGACGACGGAUACUGGAGAGUCUCAAAGGCCCCGCCUUGGAAAUCAUUCAGGCUGUUCGUAUGACUGAACCAGAUGCUAGCCCCCAUGAUUACAUAGAGGCCAUAGAGAGCAUUUUUGGUACAGUAGAAUCUGGAGAGGAACUCUAUUUGUCAUUUAGAGCCCUGCGUCAGCAGUCCGGAGAACGUCUGUCUGACUUCCUGCGAAGAUUAGAGAGGUCUCUUGUUAAAGUAGUGCAGGCAGGUGGUUUACCUGUUAGUUCCGCUAACAAAGCCAGAGUAGAGCAACUUAUUAGAGGUUCAACUUCUGAUCUCAUGUUGCUUCAGUUGAAAAUUAGGGAGCGGAAAGACGAUCCCCCAUCUUUUCUGAACUUGCUACGAGAAAUGAUUGAAGAGGAAAGCCGACAGUCUGCUAGACAAAGCCAGACAGCACCUGUACGUCGUCAGCAUGUACGCACCAUACAGGCUGAAAAGGAGAAAGAGCCUGAUUCAACCACUCAGCGUGAACUGGAGGCUCAAAUUCAAGAAUUGAAAGCGCAGUUGGAGAAAAGAAACAACUCAUGGUCCCAAUUGCCGCCGGAUGAUUCUGUCAGGAGUCCAAAAGAAAAGGAAAAGAAAAAACAAAAAAUUGAGUCACAAAGUGAACUGAAGUCACUUAGAAAACAGGUGGAAGCUCUAGAAAAUAAGAUGAGUGUAAUGGCAGUGAACUACACAUCAGCCCCCAAGCCCGAGAACAUGACACAGCCCAGUAGACACAAAGCAGCCCAAAACCACAAGCCUAUUCCUUUCAAAACGUCACCUUCCAAAGAUUUUGAUGAGUACUUCUGUUACAAGUGUGGAGAAAAUGGUCAUAUAGCCAACAGAUGCACAUCAGCAGAGAACCCACAGAAAGUCAUAAGAAAACUCAUUCGUGUAGUGCGAGGAGCACCUGAUCCCACUAAAACAAACCCAAAGCAUGCAGCAGAAGAUCCGUGUGUUGCUAAAGUCAACAAAAUUGAAGUCCCUGAAAAAGAUGCUAGCUUACCUGAGGGUCUUGUAGGUCCAUCAUUCAUCCAUACCAUCAAAGUAAAUGAUGUGUCCUGCAAUGCGCUCAUUGACAGUGGGAACACCUGGCGGAUGUCCCCUUAA